GUUGUUUCGGGUGAUAUUCGUCAUCAUUCGCAGAAGUUUCUCUGAUAUAUUCUUCUGUUACUGAGGCAGGAAUAAAGCGGAAUAAACCGAACUUUCAUCCGUUUACACACACACCAGUUUUAUUUGACUUUCGAUCAGUUUCUUCUGUGUUUUUCUUCACUUUUUGUCAUUUUUUUCCUUUUUUUUUUUGGAGUCACUUCAUGUCUGAUUGCCAAGAGAAGAGCGUAUCGAGGGCAACAUCGAAAGAAACCCACUGAGAGUCUUUAAAUCAGAUGAACGUGGCACCCUCAGGUGUUUGGAAAUUGCUCCCAAGGAUGAACCAGACUUGUGGAGGUCCACAAUUUUCCACUGAUUUCUUUUGAUUUUCCAUGAUGUCAUGCAAAGAGGUAUUGAAUUUGAAGAUCUGCAUUCAAACCGGUUCCAGACCAGCAGUCCGGUGUUUAAGUGGUGUUCAGGUAACCAUGGCGACCCGAGGCCACGCCUCCAGCUCAUUAAUGAGUAAUCACACAAAGGAGCGAGUGACCAUGGCCAAAGUCACUCUGGAAAACUUCUACAGUAACCUCAUAACACAACACGAGGAGAGAGAGAUGAGGCAGCAAAAACUGGAGAAAGUCAUGGAUGAGGAGGGAAUACCUGAUGAAGAAAAGUGUGUGCGGCGCUCUCAGCACGCUCGUAAAGAGACCGAGUUCCUCCGGCUGAAGAGAACCAGACUGGGCCUGGAGGACUUUGAGUCUCUGAAGGUGAUUGGACGAGGGGCGUUCGGCGAGGUGCGUUUGGUUCAGAAGAAAGACACCGGGCACGUUUACGCCAUGAAGAUCCUUCGCAAAGCCGACAUGCUGCAGAAAGAACAGGUGGGUCACAUCCGUGCAGAGAGAGACGUCCUGGUUCAGGCAGACAGUCUCUGGGUUGUGAAAAUGUUCUACAGUUUUCAGGAUAAAAUGAAUCUUUACUUGCUGAUGGAGUUUCUGCCUGGAGGUGACAUGAUGACUCUACUGAUGAAGAAAGACACUCUGACGGAGGAGGAAACUCAGUUCUAUGUGGCCGAGACGGUUCUGGCCAUCGAUUUCAUCCACCAGCUGGGAUUCAUACACAGAGACAUCAAACCAGACAACGUGCUACUGGACUCAAAGGGUCAUGUCAAACUGUCUGAUUUUGGCUUGUGUACGGGGCUCAAAAAAGCUCAUCGGACCGAGUUCUACCGGAACCUGAAUCACAGCCAAUCCAAUGACCUCACGUUUCAGCACAUGAACUCUAAGAGGAAAGCAGAAACAUGGAAAAGAAAUCGUCGACAGCUGGCCUUCUCCACCGUGGGAACGCCGGACUACAUUGCGCCGGAGGUCUUCAUGCAGACCGGCUACAACAAACUCUGUGAUUGGUGGAGCCUGGGCGUCAUUAUGUACGAGAUGCUGAUUGGUUAUCCUCCGUUCUGCUCAGAAACGCCUCAGGAGACCUACAAGAAGGUGAUGAACUGGAAAGAGACGCUGGUGUUUCCUCCAGAGGUCCCGAUCUCAGAGCGAGCCAAAGAACUGAUCCUGAGAUUCUGCUGUGAAGCUGAUCAUCGGAUCGGAGCAGCUGGUGUUGAAGAAAUCAAGAGAAACGCUUUCUUUGAAGGAGUCGAUUACGACCAUAUCAGAGAGAGACCUGCUGCAAUCCCGAUUGAGAUCAAAAGCAUCGAUGACACAUCAAACUUCGACGAAUUUCCAGAAUCAGACAUCUUGCAGCCUACAAGUCCAGCGGUGGUGAGCAGUCAUCCGGUGUCUGAGUAUAAGAACAAGGACUGGGUCUUCAUCAACUACACCUACAAACGCUUCGAGGGUCUGACGGCCAGAGGAGCCAUUCCAUCCUACAUGAAGACGGGCAAAAGAUAAACACCCUUUUUCUUCUCUAGGCCGAGCUUUUGAUAUUUAAUGGAGCGUUCCACUGCAGGAUUACAGAAUCGUUCCAGUGAGGAUUUAGUGUUCAUGCUCACGUCUCGACACUACCGAAGAAAACAUCUUUAUAUCAGACUGUGCUCCGAUAGCACUUUCCACCGCUGGAUUUUAAUUGAUUUGUAUUUGUUAUUUGUGCUUUACAUUUCACAAUGGGGUUUUAUUUUAUAGAUCACCCCCCGAAAACGUUCGCAGUUCUGUCCGUCUGUGUUUAUACAGGUCUGUAGCUGAAGUGCUCUUAGUCGUGUUAGGAUUUGCAUAAUGAUAUAUAUUGUAUGACUUGUCAUGUUGCCGUGGAAACCCUCGCUGAAACUCAUCUUUCAGUGAAGUCAGUCGCAUAUUUCAGUUUGAUGACAAAUGACGGGUGGAAUCCUGUAAAUGCAUAGCAGAUGUAUGAUCAGCCAUAUUGUUUAUCCAUAUAUUGUUUGCAUGUGGGUUAUCAGAGCUUUAAUAUCACUUAUUCUCAAGUUUCAUUGGUUUGCAGCUUUAUUUGUAUAUGAAUGUUGAAUGGUACUGAUUUGACUGUCAAAGGUACGAUCGGAGGGUCACAUGGUACAAGUGCUGUAACUCAAAACCACAUAAACGUAAUGAUAACAAAUGGACGAUUCUGCGCCUCCAGACUGCAGUAUGUGCUUUAAAGAGUCGUUUAUAAUACCACUGGCUGCAUGAGAUGGAAUAGCAUUCAAUA
Xyrauchen texanus (razorback sucker) is the source of this 2616-nucleotide messenger RNA. It is a transcript of the gene stk38b, whose product is annotated as serine/threonine kinase 38b. The coding region runs from base 369 to 1868 and encodes 499 amino acids. The transcript is spliced from 14 exons. Gene Ontology annotation, molecular function: ATP binding; protein serine/threonine kinase activity. The record is from RefSeq and is a predicted model, not a curated record. Lineage: Eukaryota; Metazoa; Chordata; Actinopteri; Cypriniformes; Catostomidae. Gene Ontology annotation, biological process: intracellular signal transduction; peptidyl-serine phosphorylation.